AACUGUAGAGAAGAAAUGGCGGGGAACGGAACAGAGGUCUUGGGCAGGAACACGGAAUUCAGCUUCCAGCACGCUGGAAGGUUUGCAAGUAUCCAAACCCAUCCUAAGAAAUGUCACGAUGACAUUGCUCCUCCCGUAAAAGCGAAGACGAUCAACGAACUGCAUUCGCUCCAGAAGAAAAAAUCUGCGCCUACUACGCCCGUCAAGGGAGCUCAAGGUGCUUUUGCCUCCAUUUCCGAAGAGGAACGCCAAAAGCUUCAGCUCCAGUCCAUCAGUGCUUCACUGGCUUCUCUGACGAGGGAAUCAGGGCCAAAGGUGGUGAAAGGGGACCCAGAAAAGAAAUCUGAAACUCCAAAGGUUGAACACGUCGCACAUCAUCAUGUCACACCUACCUUGGACAACAGUGAUAGCGCUUUAAAGUUUACCCACAUCCUCUACAACCUUUCUCCCGCCGAGCUAUACGAACAGGCUAUAAAGUACGAGCACGGAUCCUUCAUUACCUCAAGCGGUGCCUUGGCGACGUUAUCUGGAGCUAAGACAGGUCGCUCCCCAAAAGAUAAACGUGUGGUGAAGGAUGACACCACAGCAGAUGAACUUUGGUGGGGAAAGGGCUCACCCAACAUUGAAAUGGACGAGCACACCUACUUGCUUAACAGAGAAAGAGCCGUUGAUUACUUGAACUCUUUGGAUAAGGUGUAUGUGAAUGAUCAAUUCUUGAACUGGGACCCAGAGCACCGUAUCAAAGUCCGCAUCGUCUCAGCCAGAGCUUACCACUCCUUAUUCAUGCACAACAUGUGUAUCCGACCUACGCCUGAAGAACUGGAGAAUUUCGGUACUCCAGACUUCACCAUUUACAAUGCAGGCAAAUUCCCAUGUAACCGUUACACGCACUACAUGACAUCCUCGACUAGCAUAGAUCUAAAUCUGGCUAGGAGGGAAAUGGUCAUCCUUGGAACACAGUACGCAGGGGAAAUGAAGAAAGGUCUGUUUUGCGUCAUGCACUACCUCAUGCCUAAGCGUCAAAUCCUCUCUUUACACUCUGGCUGCAACAUGGGAAAAGAUGGAGAUGUUGCACUCUUCUUUGGAUUAUCAGGUACGGGAAAGACAACUCUGUCAACUGACCAUAAUAGGUAUUUAAUCGGAGAUGAUGAGCACUGCUGGAGUGAAAAUGGUGUGUCCAAUAUCGAGGGAGGUUGCUAUGCGAAGUGCAUUGAUCUUUCCAAGGAGAAGGAACCUGAUAUCUGGAAUGCUAUCACGUUCGGGACUGUGCUGGAAAAUGUGGUGUUUGAUGAGCAUACAAGAGAGGUGGACUAUUCAGACAAAUCUGUUACAGAGAACACUCGUGCAGCAUACCCAAUUGAGUUCAUCCCCAAUGCAAAGAUACCAUGUGUGGCCCCACAACCAAAGAAUGUCAUCCUUCUUGCAUGUGAUGCAUUUGGUGUGCUCCCACCAGUGAGCAAGUUGAGCCUGGCCCAGACCAUGUACCACUUCAUCAGUGGCUACACUGCUCUGGUGGCUGGGACAGAGGAUGGCAUAAAAGAGCCACAGGCAACAUUCUCAGCCUGUUUUGGUGCAGCAUUUUUAAUGUUGCAUCCCACCAAGUAUGCGGCCAUGCUGGCUGAGAAGAUGCAGAAGCAUGGAGCCACGGGAUGGCUUGUCAACACUGGCUGGUCUAGUGGAAGCUAUGGCUCAGGUAACCGCAUCAAGUUGGCACACACUCGGAAGAUUAUCGAUGCCAUUCACUCUGGCAGUCUUCUGAAGGCUACUUACAAAAAGACUCAAGUGUUUGGGUUAGAGAUCCCCACCGAAAUUGAGGGUGUGCCUUCAGAAAUUCUGGAUCCGAUAAACACUUGGUCAGACAAGAAGGCAUAUGAGGAGACUCUAUUGAAGCUUGCAGGUCUGUUCAAGAAUAACUUUGAGGGGUUUCUGAAUUACAAGAUUGGCAAUGACAACUCACUAACAGAGGAGAUCCUUGCAGCUGGUCCUAUCUUCUGAUCUGGGUGAAUGGAAGAUGAAAUGGAAUGAAAACAUUGUACUGGUUUUGGUCGAGUGUGAAAAUAAAAAAGAGGUUAUAUAAUGGAAGUGUAGUGGAUAGGGUUACAUAUAGAUUUGUUUUGAUAU
This is a messenger RNA of Telopea speciosissima, 2121 nucleotides long. RefSeq names its product phosphoenolpyruvate carboxykinase (ATP) 1-like. The coding region runs from base 16 to 1995 and encodes 659 amino acids. Lineage: Eukaryota; Viridiplantae; Streptophyta; Magnoliopsida; Proteales; Proteaceae. Gene Ontology annotation, biological process: gluconeogenesis. Gene Ontology annotation, molecular function: phosphoenolpyruvate carboxykinase (ATP) activity; ATP binding. The transcript has 12 exons. The record is from RefSeq and is a predicted model, not a curated record. Gene Ontology annotation, cellular component: cytosol.